AUGAUGGAGGAGGAGCAAGAUCAAAUGUCAAUGACUGUUGAUCAUAAAGAAGAUAAUGUGGAGGAUGCUAGUUCCGAAACCGACGAGUCACCUGAUCCAAGACCUCAAUUCGAGAAUUUCACUCGAAAUGGGAUGAUCAAGAUUGGAGAAGAAACCAGCGAAUAUGUAGUAGUGAAGACGAGGUUUCUUACUGGCAUGAAAGAAUAUGCGAAGAACACAGAGAUUGCUGCCUUAAACAAGAUUUCGGGUUCUAAUUUGGCAGUGCAGGCUCGGUUUGCUGCGUUUAGGUUUUAUGAAGGGGCUGUUUUAAAGAGGAGUGGAGGGAAAGGGCAAGGAGAAGGAGAUGCCAAUAUUAUGUAUGGUUGGUAUGGUGGUUCAAAGGAGGAAAUGACACAAAUCAUCUCUUACGGGUUUAGUCGGUGUAAUGGUCAAUCACAUGGACUUGGUGUUUAUUUGUCUCCUACCAAGUUUCUUCUUGACGGGGUGAAAAAAGGGGGUAAAGGAAUUGAUAUCCGAGCUUGGAAGUUGGCAUUCAGUGUUGAACAAUUGGCAUCUUCAAGUGCUGAUAAAAAUGGGAUAAGGCAUAUGUUGUUAUGUAAUGUGUUAAUGGGGAAGAUGGAAGUGAUUCCUGCUGGUUCCAAGCAAAUAUAUCCAAUUUCAGUGGAGUUUGACUCCGGUGUGGACAAUCUUGAAGAACCGAGAAGAUUGGUUGUGUGGAGUGCUUUCAUGAAUUCUCACAUUUUCCCUACUCACAUCAUAAGUUUUAAAGUCCCUAUUAAAGUUUUGCUAAGAAAUCAGAUCAUUGAACUAAGAAAACACGGUCUUAUUAGUGUUGCCGCUCUAUUUCUUGAACUGGAAAAGUUUUUGUGUCCUGUCAAGAGAGUUUUGAUUGACAAAAUCUUUGAUGACUUUCGCAAACAUAAGAUUAACGGACUGCAACUGAUCCAGAGUACGAGACAAGUUGUUGGGGAUGAGCAGCUGUUGAUUGCAAUGAUUAAUGCGUACCAAGACAAGCUUGUGGUAAGAGCAUGA
Molecule: messenger RNA, 1032 nt
Organism: Dovyalis caffra
Lineage: Eukaryota; Viridiplantae; Streptophyta; Magnoliopsida; Malpighiales; Salicaceae
Source: the annotation of a GenBank genome assembly